CGACGAAGCGAAAGAUAAAACUCACACAGUAAAUACCUUCCAUUUCUACUUCGUUGAAGAUCUCUCUUCCUCUCUCUGCGCUCGGAGCCGGGACUAAAGUCGCCGUCGAUCUACCGCCGUCGCCGUUUCUGUCACUAUUGACUAAAUGGCUGGUAGAGCAAUCAAUCAGUUACUGAGGUGCAGACUUCAAUUGCAAUCUGCUGUUGCCCCUCCAGUUUUGUCAUCCCUUGUUUCAAAGAAAGAUAAAGAGGGAGUUGAAUCUGCUGGGAUCAAGUCCCUGAGAGCAUUUGCUCUUCUUGGAGCAGGUGUAUCGGGGCUUUUGAGUUUUACGACAAUAGCAUUUGCUACUGAUGAGGCUGAACAUGGUCUGGAUUGUCCAAACUAUCCUUGGCCUCACAAAGGCAUUCUCAGUUCAUAUGACCAUACUUCGAUUCGUCGUGGUCACCAGGUUUACCAGCAAGUCUGUGCUUCUUGUCAUUCAAUGUCCCUAAUAUCAUAUCGUGACUUGGUGGGUGUGGCUUACACAGAAGAGGAAGCAAAAGCUAUGGCAGCUGAGAUUGAGGUUGUUGAUGGACCUAAUGAUGAGGGUGAAAUGUAUACUCGACCUGGUAAACUGAGUGAUCGUUUUCCGGAGCCAUAUGCAAAUGAGCAAGCUGCAAGGUUUGCCAAUGGGGGAGCAUAUCCUCCAGAUUUAAGUCUUAUCACUAAAGCUCGUCACAAUGGCCAGAAUUAUGUUUUUGCGCUUCUAACUGGUUACCGCGAUCCUCCUGCUGGUAUUUAUAUCCGAGAUGGCUUGCAUUACAAUCCUUACUUUCCUGGGGGAGCCAUUGCCAUGCCUCAAAUGCUUAUUGACGGUGCUGUUGAGUACGAAGAUGGUACCCCUGCUACGGAAGCCCAGAUGGGGAAAGAUGUUGUGACAUUUUUGUCAUGGGCUGCAGAACCAGAAAUGGAGGAGAGAAAAUUGAUGGGAUUCAAGUGGAUAUUUGUACUCUCAUUGGCUUUGCUUCAAGCUGCGUAUUACAGGCGCUUGAAGUGGUCCGUUCUCAAGUCUCGUAAGCUGGUACUCGACGUCGUCAACUAGGAAUCCUCCUCGUCAUCUUGAUAUGAUGCUUGUAGGGAGGAAUUGAAUUGACUAAUAUAGUUUUGUCAUUAAGUGAACUAUGGCUUUUGGUUGUGAAGAAUUGGUUCCAACUGUGUAUUGGUGAUGCAGAAAAUAAGAUAAUAAACUCUCGACAUUUUCUUUUC
Messenger RNA from Diospyros lotus (date-plum), 1245 nucleotides. RefSeq names its product cytochrome c1-2, heme protein, mitochondrial-like. The transcript has 8 exons. Gene Ontology annotation, molecular function: heme binding; electron transfer activity. The record is from RefSeq and is a predicted model, not a curated record. Lineage: Eukaryota; Viridiplantae; Streptophyta; Magnoliopsida; Ericales; Ebenaceae. The coding region runs from base 146 to 1081 and encodes 311 amino acids. Gene Ontology annotation, biological process: mitochondrial electron transport, ubiquinol to cytochrome c.